AUGUACUUCCCUGCGGAGAACACAAUUGUGAGCGGAGUUGUCAUGAGGGCCUCUGUGGCAGUUGUGAGGUUCUUAUUGAAUCAACAUGCUAUUGUGGUAAAGUCGAAAAAACUCUACCUUGCUCGGAACGCGAUGAAGAGCGUGAAAGUCAAGCACCAACCAGUACGCUUGAUGGUGAAAGUUUGGCCACGAGGACAUGGAUUGGAUCUUUUGACUGUGGCUCUGAAUGCCGUAGACCCUUUGAUUGCGGUAAACCAGAUCAUUACUGUGAGACUAGAUGCCACCCUCAAGACCUAUUACCUGCACACUGUCCAUUGUCGCCAGACGUUGUCACAACUUGUCCCUGCGGUAAAACGCCAAUUUCUACACUCCUCGAAACUCCACGAACCGAUUGCACCCAGCAUAUUCCUCACUGUCAAGAGAAGUGCGAAUUGCCGUUGA
Messenger RNA from Botrytis fragariae, 441 nucleotides. Its product is annotated as putative nf-x1-type zinc finger protein nfxl1 protein. Bases 1 to 441 code for a protein of 146 amino acids. The record is from RefSeq and is a predicted model, not a curated record. The transcript has a single exon. NCBI's taxonomy places the organism in Eukaryota, Fungi, Ascomycota, Leotiomycetes, Helotiales, Sclerotiniaceae.